Messenger RNA from Necator americanus (New World hookworm), 621 nucleotides. RefSeq lists its product as uncharacterized. The transcript is spliced from 7 exons. Gene Ontology annotation, biological process: glutathione metabolic process. Bases 1 to 621 code for a protein of 206 amino acids. The record is from RefSeq and is a predicted model, not a curated record. NCBI's taxonomy places the organism in Eukaryota, Metazoa, Nematoda, Chromadorea, Rhabditida, Ancylostomatidae. Gene Ontology annotation, molecular function: glutathione transferase activity.
AUGGUUCAUUACAAGUUAACCUACUUCGCUAUACGUGGAGCCGGAGAAUGUGCAAGACAGAUCUUCGCACUUGCCGAUCAGGAAUUCGAGGAUGUCCGUUUAGACAAAGAGCAGUUCGCAAAAGUGAAGCCUGAUUUGCCUUUCGGACAGGUUCCAGUCCUUGAAGUCGAUGGCAAGCAACUGGCUCAAUCCCUUGCGAUUUGCCGCUAUCUGGCCAGGCAGUUCGGUUUCGCAGGCAAAUCAACGUUCGAUGAAGCCGUAGUCGACUCUUUAGCAGACCAGUAUUCUGACUAUCGCGUCGAGAUCAAGUCGUUCUUCUACACUGUCAUUGGAAUGCGAGAAGGUGAUGUGGAGCAACUCAAAAAAGAAGUGUUACUUCCUGCUCGCGAUAAAUUCUUCGGAUUCAUCACUAAAUUCCUUAAGAAAAGCCCUUCUGGUUUCCUUGUCGGUGACUCACUGACGUGGGUGGACCUCUUGGUCUCGGAGCACAAUGCUACAAUGCUUACGUUUGUACCAGAGUUCCUUGAAGGCUAUCCUGAAGUAAAAGAGCACAUGGAAAAGAUACGAGCGAUUCCGAAACUGAAGAAAUGGAUCGAAACCCGACCAGAGACAUUGUUCUAA